Sorghum bicolor (sorghum) is the source of this 2132-nucleotide messenger RNA. RefSeq names its product F-box/kelch-repeat protein At1g67480. Lineage: Eukaryota; Viridiplantae; Streptophyta; Magnoliopsida; Poales; Poaceae. Gene Ontology annotation, molecular function: protein binding. The transcript has 4 exons. The record is from RefSeq and is a predicted model, not a curated record. Bases 629 to 1780 code for a protein of 383 amino acids.
UAUAUCAGACAAGUCUCUACAGCCUCCAUCCAGCACGGACCCCGCGGCCUGCCUCCCUCUCCUUCUUCUCCCACCCCCAGCCCAGCGUGCGCAUUCUCUCUCUCUCUCUCUCCCUCAAUCUCGGCGGCGACUGGGCGACCGACCAACCGUCGCUGCCCUACGCCAGGUGCCACCAAGGUCUUCUUCGGGCCCUUCGCCGGCGACGAGCACCACCAGGCAAUUAGACUUGCGUGAGAAAUGGAUGCUACUGCUGGUUAAUUGUGAUACGGAUUUAUAUGGACAUAGAUAUUGGGGCCAUGUGUAAGGGCGGAAACUGUUUCUACCGCGUCAAUAAGGAGAGCUCUGCUGAUUCUACAAGGAAGAUCCAUUCCGCAGUCUCUCACGAUCGGAUGGCAUUUGAUACAGCAAGGGCAACGAAAACAGAGGCAUCAAAGUUGAAGAACCUAAUCUCGGCAUCAUUCAAACCCUUGUCUCUGACCAUUCCCAUCGGCGACGGGUUCCACGAAUCCUUCCCUUUCAGCCAUUGUCAUUUAUAGUAGAGAAGGGUCUAUAAGUAAGCCAAGGUUUUUUGUUCUUGUUGGCUUGCGAGAGGAGGCCAAGGUUGAGGUGCUUUCUGCUGCAUCUCAUAAUGCUUGCUGUGUCACAAGAACAUCUUGCUCAUUCACAGACGUGCUUCCGAGCAAGGAUGCAACUCAAGCCUCCUACAAGACCCAAACUCUAUUCAGGGCUCAUGCCCCAGGAGGAAUUCGAUUCAUACUGUGAUCUAAUACCAGGCUUGCCUGAAGACUUGGCAAAGAUAUGUCUUGCCCUUGUUCCUCGUACUCAUUUUCCUGUCAUGGGUGCAGUUUCCAAGAGGUGGAUGUCAUUUCUUGAGAGCAAGGAACUCAUAGCUGUGAGGAAGGAGGUUGGGAAACUUGAGGAGUGGGUGUAUGUCUUGACUCCAGAUGCUGGCGCAAAGGGGUCGCACUGGGAGAUCCUAGAGUGUUCAGGGCAAAAGCAGAGCCCUCUUCCGCGUAUGCCUGGACUAACCAAAGCUGGGUUCGGUGUGGUUGUUAUUGGUGGGAAGCUCUUUAUUAUUGCUGGCUAUUCCGCUGACCAUGGGAAAGAUUGUGUUUCAGAUGAGGUUUAUCAAUAUGAUUCUUGCCUUAACAGGUGGACUGUUCUUGCUAAGAUGAAUGUAGCUCGGUGUGACUUUGCCUGUGCAGAGGUCAAUGGGGUGAUAUAUGUUGCUGGCGGAUUUGGUCCAAAUGGCGAGAGUUUAUCUAGCGUCGAAGUUUAUGAUCUAGAACAGAAUAAAUGGACACUGAUUGAGGGCCUACGGAGACCACGGUGGGGCUGCUUCGGGUGCAGCUUUGAAGGGAAGCUCUAUGUCAUGGGUGGCCGUUCAAGCUUCACAAUUGGCAACUCCCGUUUUGUUGACGUGUACAAUCCUAAUAACCAUGCCUGGGACCAGGUCAAGAACGGCUGUGUGAUGGUCACGGCUCAUGCAGUCCUCGGCGAGAAGCUCUUCUGCAUCGAGUGGAAGAACCAGAGGUCUCUAGCAAUCUUCAACCCGGCUGACAACUCCUGGCAGAAGGUCCCCGUGCCGCUUACUGGUAGCUCAAGCACUCGUUUUUCCUUUGGGGUACAUGAGGACAAGCUGCUGCUCUUCCCUCUGGAGGAAGAGCCUGGGUAUCAGACGCUGAUGUAUGAUCCUGCAGCUCCGAUGGGGUCUGAGUGGUGCACAUCGAAGCUGAAGCCAUCAGGUUCUUGCCUGUGCAGCGUGACCAUCAAAGCCUGAUGAUGCCCUUGAAUGCGUGGGAUGCGGCAGUUUUAGAGUUCUUCAUAUAGGAUGGAAUCCCGCUUGCCUUCAUAUUUUAGAGUUCAGAUGAGGCUGGCUUUGUUUGGUCUCAAGUGCAAUCUUGUUUCUUCAAAUUUUAGUUUGUGUGUCGCAUCGACAAAUAAUGAAUAGGACAUUUAUGUUUCAGUUCAUUGAGUUGCUGAAGCGUCAUGAUGUAUUCUCAUUUCACCUGUAUUGAACUCUGGCCGUUUGGGUCUUGGGUUGAUUUGAUCUUUUUUGCUGGCACUCACAUGAUAACGACAGCGUGGUGUUGUCAACUGAUGCUCAGUAGAAAGGUUUAUGUUGUUGGACA